Molecule: messenger RNA, 2730 nt
Organism: Acanthosepion pharaonis
Lineage: Eukaryota; Metazoa; Mollusca; Cephalopoda; Sepiida; Sepiidae
Source: the annotation of a GenBank genome assembly
AUGCUAUCCGAGGUCUCUAUCUCGUUUCUCUUUCUCUUAUCUCUUUCAAAUUCUUUCUUUUUCUAUUUUACUUAUCUCUCUCUCUCUCUCUCUCUCUCUCUCUCUCUCCCACACACACAGACAUGCACACACACAUUUUAUUUUUCGUUAUUUUUUCUUCCACUCUCUUUCUCCUUCUUUCUUUUCCUCUCUCAGUCCAUUUUUAUCCCUUCUGUUCUCGUCUCAUUUUUCUUCCUCCCUCUUUCUGUUUCUCUUCCUCCUAUUCUUUUUUCCCCUUUUCGUUUCUCUUAUGUCCACAUCUAUGUAUCUACACGUACUUCUUCUCACGCCUGUUUUUCUCCUCAUCUCUUUUUUUCUUUUUCAAUCGCACACUUUGUCUUUCCUUUUUCCUUUUCUUUGCGUCUUCUCUCUUUCCCUCACUCUCACUCAUUGCCAUCUUUCCUCUCUUUCUCCUCAUCUCUUUAUUUGUCUCUCACUCUGUGUUAUUUUUCCUCCCUAUCCUUGAUUAAUCUCAUUCCAUCUCUCUCUCUUUCUCUCUCUCUCUCUCUCUCUCUCUCACCCUUUUCUAUAUUCCCUCUUUUUCUUCCCUCUUUGCUUCUCUCUUUCUCCGUCACUCUUUAUGUUUCGUGUCGUUCUCUCUAUCCCUUUCUCAUUUCCAUUGUUAUCUUUUUCUCUUUUCUCUUUAUUUCUUUCUUCCGUCCCCCCCUCCCUCUUUCUCUCUCUCUCUCUCUCUCUCUCACCCUUUUCUAUAUUCCCUCUUUUUCUUCCCUCUUUGCUUCUCUCUUUCUCCGUCACUCUUUAUGUUUCGUGUCGUUCUACUCUAUCCCUUUCUCAUUUCCAUUGUUAUCUUUUCUCUUUUCUCUUUAUUUCUUUUCUUCCGUCCCCCUCUCUCUCUCUCUCUCUCUCUCUCUCUCUCUCUCUCUCUCCCUUUUCUAUAUUCCUCUUUUUCUUCCCUCUUUGCUUCUCUCUUUCUCCGUCACUCUUUUAUGUUUCGUGUCGUUCUACUCUAUCCCUUUCUCAUUUCCAUUGUUAUCUUUUCUCUUUUUCUCUUUAUUUCUUUCUUCCGUCCCCCCUCCCUCUCUUUCUCUCUCUCUCUCUCUCUCUCUCACCCUUUUCUAUAUUCCCUCUUUUUCUUCCCUCUUUGCUUCUCUCCUUCUCCGUCCUCUUUAUGUUUCGUGUCGUUCUACUCUAUCCCUUUCUCAUUUCCAUUGUUAUCUUUUCUCUUUUCUCUUUAUUUCUUUCUUCCGUCCCCCCCCCCUCUCUUUCUCUCUCUCUCUCUCUCUCUCUCUCACCCUUUUCUAUAUUCCCUCUUUUCUUCCCUCUUUGCUUCUCUCUUUCUCCGUCACUCUUUAUGUUUCGUGUCGUUCUACUCUAUCCCUUUCUCAUUUCCAUUGUUAUCUUUUUCUCUUUUCUCUUUAUUUCUUUCUUCCGUCCCCCUCCCUCUCUUUCUCUCUCUCUCUCUCUCUCUCACCCUUUUCUAUAUUCCCUCUUUUUUCUUCCCUCUUUGCUUCUCUCCUUCUCCGUCCUCUUUAUGUUUCGUGUCGUUCUACUCUAUCCCUUUCUCAUUUCCAUUGUUAUCUUUUCUCUUUUUCUCUUUAUUUCUUUCUUCCGUCCCCCCCUCCCUCUCUUUCUCUCUCUCUCUCUCUCUCACCCUUUUCUAUAUUCCCUCUUUUUCUUCCCCCUUUGCUUCUCUCCUUCUCCGUCACUCUUUAUGUUUCGUGUCGUUCUAUUCUAUCCCUUUCUCAUUUCCAUUGUUAUCUUUUCUCUUUUUCUCUUUAUUUCUUUCUUCCGUCCCCCCCUCCUCUCUUUUCUCUCUCUCUCUCUCUCUCACCCUUUUCUAUAUUCCCUCUUUUUCUUCCCUCUUUGCUUCUCUCCUUCUCCGUCACUCUUUAUGUUUCGUGUCGUUCUACUCUAUCCCUUUCUCAUUUCCAUUGUUAUCUUUUCUCUUUUUCUCUUUAUUUCUUUCUUCCGUCCCCCCUCCCUCUCUCUCUCUCUCUCUCUCUCUCUCUCACCCUUUUCUAUAUUCCCUCUUUUUCUUCCCUCUUUGCUUCUCUCUUUCUCCGUCACUCUUUAUGUUUCGUGUCGUUCUACUCUAUCCCUUUCUCAUUUCCAUUGUUAUCUUUUCUCUUUUUCUCUUUAUUUCUUUCUUCCGUCCCCCCCUCCCUCUCUCUCUCUCUCUCUCACUUUUACUUAUUGCUAUCUUUCCUUUCUUUUUCCUCUUCUCUUUUCUUGUCUCUCACUUUUUGUUAUCUUUACUCCCUUUCCCUAUCUCAUUCAUUAUCUCUUUCUGUCUCACACGGCCUUUUCUAUCUUUCUUCUCUUCCUUUUCUUCUCUUCUCUUUUCUCUUUCUCUCUCACUCUUUAACUUUCUUCUUUCACACCAUAUUUUCCCGUAUCUCUUUCUCUAUCGCUAUCACCGUCCCUUUCAUUCAUUUUACGUCUUUAUUUUUUCCCAGAAUUCUCUACCCGCCCAUCCUUCAACCAAAUCACGCUGACCUUUUCUUCCUAUCUAACAUGCGACUCGAAUUUCUUUUUCCUAAAAGCACUGACCUUUGUAACGAUGAGCUGGCCACACAUUUUUGUACUGUGUACCUCCUUAAUGGUAAACGUUACAUUCAUAUUUCAGGUGUCAAAUUAGUUCUUCUUUUGGUACCUUGCUAUUUUUCGAUGUAUUCGCCUCCGACCCGGCGCCAUUACGGUUCUGUUGUUGGUGCAUUUGAAGAUAUUUAA